Messenger RNA from Racocetra persica, 232 nucleotides. Lineage: Eukaryota; Fungi; Glomeromycota; Glomeromycetes; Diversisporales; Gigasporaceae. The record is from the annotation of a GenBank genome assembly.
AUGGAAUCAAAUGAAAGGACGACGUUCCAAAAACAGAAAGAAAGCUUAAUCAGUGAUAUUGCUCUGGUAUCAGAUGGACUUGAACAAGUCAUCAAUAAUAUAAACGUUCUCAACAAGAAUCUUGAAGGUGUAAUAGCGAUCGGAAAAGAUUUUGAAAAUGUUGCAUCUCUCUGGAAAAAUUUCAAUAGUGCUAUUGUAAAAAGUGCUUCUGAUGAAGACUUGAAUGAUGAAG